UUGAAUUAAAGAGAAAUGAGCGAUACUACUUCAACAGAGGAGGAUUUAGCACCAAAACCUCCAAAAGAUAACUACAAGUUUGUUUAUUUGACAUUCCUGUGACUAGGAAUGGCAAUUCUUCUUCCUUGGAACUCACUGAUAAUGGCAUUGGACUAUUUUGAAGCUAACUUGCCAGGUCAUGAUAUAAAUUUUGUUGUGUCUAUUCUUUCAAAUGGGCCCUUGUUUAUCACUAAUUUGCUUAUGAUUAUUUUGGCUCCCUAUUUCCCAGAUAAAAUCACAACUAUCGUUACAAUGCUGAUGCUCUGUGGUUUAACAAUAGCCUUACCUUUAUUUCCGGAACUGAUCGAUAGUCUUGAGACUUUAUGGAUCAUCAUUUUUAUCGCUAUCAUUGUAAUAUCAUGUGUUAAUGGAGUUAUGCAGUGCUGAGCUUUUGGGUAUACAGCAUCAAUUCCAGGCAACUACAUUGGCCCACUUAACACCGGAUGUGCUGUGAGUGGACUUGCUGUAAGUAUAGCAAGAGCUUUUUCAUUAUUAAUAUUCCCAACUAAGGAUGAUCCUAAUGACCCAAAUUAUUUCAGAGGAGCUUUGGUAUACUUCAUACUAGGAGUGCUAACACUCGUUCUUGGAAUUUUUAUGCUGCUCUACUUGCCAUACACUAGAUAUUUUAAGUCAAACUAUUUCGAAUUCCACACUAAGAGGAGACACUCUUCAUAUGACACCCUAGAGGUUUUAGAUCCCAAGAAUAAUGGUACUAUCGGAGUCACAGAAGAGAACAAUAAUCUUUUGGAAAUAGAAGAGGAAAAUAAAUCCAAUCCCAAUAAAAUGGAAUCUCUUAGCUAUAUGUUUAAAAUACAUAAUACCUUACUCAUUACAGGUUAUGGGCUGGUUAUUAUUUACAUCCAAACUUUCUGUGUCUUCCCUGCUGUCUUGCUGGAAGGAAACAUCGAUUUUAUUUCAAGCAAGGCAUGGGAAGUUUGGUUCAUUAUCUCCCUGUACAACUUUGCAGACACUGUAUCGAGAUUUGUCUCUGAGUAUAAGGUCGUCCUGACUGUAAACACAUCUGCAUUAGCCACAUUAUUGAGAUGAAUUCCAAUCGGCUUUGCAUUCCUUUCUGCCUACGACAUUGUCUUCUUCAGGCAUGAUGCAUUUAAAAUUAUCAAUAUCCUAAUAAUAGGGUUUACUAAUGGAUAUAUCGGAAAUUGCCAGAUGAUGCUAUCAGUGGAUAAAGCUAAGGCUCAGGACAAAGUGAUAACUUCCAAAUUCAUGGCUCUCUUCUUGGUCUUAGGAAUAACACUUGGAAGCAUUGUCUCCUCAUUUGGCAUAACAAAAUUAUUUGAUUCUGAGUAA
This is a messenger RNA of Moneuplotes crassus, 1347 nucleotides long. NCBI's taxonomy places the organism in Eukaryota, Ciliophora, Spirotrichea, Euplotida, Euplotidae. The record is from the annotation of a GenBank genome assembly.